AUGACUGGCGCCACGCAGGUGUGCUGCUACGAUUUCGCCGGCUGGUUGAUGUUCUCGCAAGACUUCGACUAUACUGAAGACUACGUGAAGUACUACGCGGCAGGAGUUGCCUAUCGAGCCGACCCCUGGGGUGCAUACAUGUACAAAAAACCACCAAAUGUUCCCAGCUGGUCGAACUUCUACAACGACCUGUUGCCCUACGACGUCUGCUGUCGCUGGGCGAAACACUGCGAAUUUUACUAUUGGCGCAGACCAACGUCCAGCUGCCAAGGAUACCUUCCGUCGAGAAUAGGUACCAUAUAUGGCAGUGGGCACGUGAUUACCUUCGAUGGAACUAAAUAUGACUUUCACGGAAGCGGUGAUUACGUGUUGAUCGUGUUGAAAUCACCCAACAUUGAUCUCAGUGUUCAAAUUCGCAUGGAAACGAUUCCGAAAUCCAAAAGUAUUUUUAUUUUAGUGAGCGUAGUUACGGGAGUUGCAGUACAAGACACCGGUUCGUCCGUAAUCCAGGUAUUGGCCCGAAAAGAGCACAAAAGAUGGCGCUAUCGAACCGACAUCUUUGCCGACUCGCUGCAGUACUUUCUG
Soboliphyme baturini is the source of this 585-nucleotide messenger RNA. NCBI's taxonomy places the organism in Eukaryota, Metazoa, Nematoda, Enoplea, Dioctophymatida, Soboliphymatidae. The record is from the annotation of a GenBank genome assembly.